Molecule: messenger RNA, 1560 nt
Organism: Trichogramma pretiosum
Lineage: Eukaryota; Metazoa; Arthropoda; Insecta; Hymenoptera; Trichogrammatidae
Product: diacylglycerol O-acyltransferase 2-like
Exons: 6
Coding region: 281-1348 (355 amino acids)
Biological process (GO): triglyceride biosynthetic process
Cellular component (GO): endoplasmic reticulum membrane
Molecular function (GO): diacylglycerol O-acyltransferase activity
Source: RefSeq, a predicted model, not a curated record
UUUACCUCUUUCAUCUUGCUUGGUCAUUCGUGUCAUUUGACUGUGACAACUUUUGCAAUAGGAUUAAUUUCUAAUAGUGUAAAAUUAAACUAUAUUUAGAAUAUAUUUGUGAAAAUAUUGAGUCAAUUUUAUCUCUCUAUAUUUAUCUGUGUUCAAAUUCAAGUGUAUCGUACUUGUUGUGUAUACUCCAAAGUGAGCCGUGUACGUGCGCGUGUAACAGAAUUUUUUGUCUCCAAAAAGUAUUACGCGAGUAAGAGUAAAAAGCUGAAAUUAACUCAAUAUGAAAAUACAAUCUUUAAAUCGUGAAUUAAUUCAUACAUCAAUAAAGAGGAGUCUUGAAUUCUUAGCAGUUGCAGCAUGGUUUAUCGCGGCAAUUUUUGCUGGGCCAUUCUGUUAUGGUCUUACAGUAUUUAUUUUUUUGGGUGGUUUUCCAUGGAUAAAUAUUUUAAUCGUAGCUUAUUUAGCUUUUCUAUAUUACGAUAGAAACGUGCAUUGGACAGGUGGUCGAAGUGAACGCAUAACAUCAUGGUUUAAAAAUCUUAUUUGGUGGCGUUAUUUCUGUAAUUAUUUUCCAAUAAAGUUAAUCAAAACUGCCGAUCUCGAUCCAUCGAGAAAUUAUUUAUUAUGCUCAUUUCCUCAUGGAAUACUUGCAACCGGAGUUACCGGAGCAUUGGGAACUAAUGGUGCUGGCUGUUCGAAGAUUUUUCCUGGUUUAAAUUUUAGCAUUCUCACAUUGAAUCAACAUUUCUUUGUACCAAUAUUUAGAGAAUACGUUCUUGCUUUUGGCACGUGCAGUUGUGAUGAAAAAAGUAUUGAUAAUCUUUUAUCAACGAACAGUAAAAAAACUGAAACUGGUAAAGUAGAAAAAGGACGCGCAGUAGUUUUAAUUGUUGGUGGAGCAUCAGAAGCUUUUGAAAGUAGACCAAACACAUAUAAAAUUCUUCUGAAGCGUAGAAAAGGAUUUAUCCGAGUGGCAUUAAAAAAUGGUGCUCCUCUUGUGCCGGUAUUCUCUUUUGGAGAAACAGAUAUUUAUGAUCAAGUUAAUAAUCCGGAAGGUUCACUUUUAAGAAAAUUUCAGGAAUAUGUUAAAAAAAAAGUUGGUAUCGCACCCAUCAUACCUAUUGGUAGAGGAUUUUUUCAAUAUUCAUUUGGGUUUGUUCCAAAAAGGAAACCAAUAUUCGUAGUAGUUGGUCGACCAAUUGAGACUCCUAAAAUCGAACAUCCAACACAAGAAGAAAUUAACGAAUACCAUGCGAAAUUUACGGAAGAACUCAUUAAUUUAUUUGAAACUCACAAAAAUAAGUAUUUGAACAAUGCUGAAAACAUUUCUUUGGUUUUGUGUGAUUAAUUCAAAUAGAGUCGGCAAAAUUUGAAAUUUGUUUCAUUUUUUACUUUUUUCAUUAUAAAUGAAUAGUUUGAAAAUGAAAUUUGGUAUAUGGUACUUAAGGAGAUCUGUACUCCACAUUUUUUACCGACAGAGUCGAAAAAUUGUUUAUUUUGUAUCGAUAAUUUAAGUUGAAGUUAAGUCUUAAUUAUUAAAUUUACUCUAUAAUUUAUAAU